Molecule: messenger RNA, 2409 nt
Organism: Macrosiphum euphorbiae (potato aphid)
Lineage: Eukaryota; Metazoa; Arthropoda; Insecta; Hemiptera; Aphididae
Source: the annotation of a GenBank genome assembly
AUGUCAAAUAUGUCAGGAUCUUCAGGUAGCAGGCGAACUGGAGGAACGACUAAGAUCCGACUAACAGUCCUUUGCGCUCAGAAUUUGUUGAAAAAAGAUUUAUUUCGUUUACCACCUGAUGCAUUUGCUAAGAUAAGUGUGGACGGGUCUGGACAAUGUUAUACAACAGAUACCUGUAAACCAACCUGUGACCCUCAGUGGAAUCAACAUUAUGAUUUAUAUUUAAGUAAAGGUGAUCAUGUAACAAUUACCUUGUGGAACCAUAAAAAAAUUCACAAAAAUAUUCAAAAACCUACUAGUGGUUUCCUUGGGUGUGUAAGAUUAUCAUGGAAUCAAAUUCAGAGAUACAAAGACACUGGUUAUCAAAAAUUAGAUUUAAUUAAAUUAAAUCCAGAUGAUCCAGUACCAAUUAGAGGUCAAUUAGUGUUAUCUUUAUUAUCUCAAGAUGGUACAGCAGGAGUAUCAUCUCAACAACCAUCUCCGUUGCCAGAUGGAUGGGAGGAAAGAAAAACAGAAAAUGGACGAUUAUAUUAUGUAAAUCAUAAAACCAAAACUACUCAAUGGGUUAAACCUACAAAAUCUCUUUCAAAAAUUACUACAGGUAGUAGUAGUCCUCGUCCUCCAGCACCAACACCUACAGAAGAUAUACAAAAUGAAUCUGAUGUGAUAAAUAAUAAUGAUGGUAAUAGCAUUGCUUUGACUGCACAAACGAAUAGGAAUCCUAGCAAUCGAGCAUCCCUUAGUUCUGCCAGACAUGCAUCAUCUCAUAGUUCCUCAAUUCAACAACCGCAAGACUUGCCAACAGGUUAUGAAAUAAGAACAACACCUCAAGGACAAAUUUAUUUUUAUCAUACCCCAACUGGUUUAAGUACAUGGCAUGAUCCGAGAAUUCCAAGAAAUAUUACUGUCACUUCUGGACAACAACUUGGCCCUUUGCCUGCUGGUUGGGAAGUACGUCAAACAUCUAGUGGUCGCUAUUAUUAUGUAGAUCAUAAUAAUCGAACUACAACUUUUUCGGAUCCAAGACUUUCAACAGCAGUGAUAGCUAAUUUAUUACAGAAACAAAAUGAUCAAAGCUCAUCGACAAACGAACAAAUCUCAAUGAACAAUAAAGAAAACACUAGUAUCAAUACUAGAGUGCCCAAUACUAGUGAAACAUCAUCAAGUCAACAGAGGAUUCAACCUCGCCCUGGCCCUGUUUUCGAUGGUCCCCAAAGUAUUGAGACUGAUUCAGAGUGUUUGCCUAAAUAUAAACGUGACUUAGUAGCUAAACAGAAGAUUUUACGUACGGAACUUGCUGCAUUACAGCCUCCAACAGGGCAUAUGAGAUUAGAAGUUUCAAGAUCAGAAAUAUUUGAAGAGUCAUAUCGAGCAGUGAUGAAGAUGCGACCAAAGGACCUACGAAAACGGUUGAUGGUCAAGUUCAGAUGUGAAGAAGGUCUUGAUUAUGGUGGUGUAGCAAGAGAGUGGUUGUAUUUAUUGUCCCAUGAGAUGCUUAAUCCCCAAUAUGGAUUAUUUCAAUACUCCAGAGAAGACAAUUAUACUUUACAAAUAAAUCCGGAUAGUUCAAUUAAUCCAGAACACCUAUCUUAUUUCCACUUUGUGGGUCGUAUAAUUGGAAUCGCCAUUUUUCAUGGACACUAUAUUGAUGGAGGAUUUACAACCCCUUUUUAUAAAAUGUUACUAAACAAACCAAUUACUCUGGAAGAUAUAGAAGGAGUAGAUCCUGAAUUACAUCGUAGUCUCACAUAUAUAUUGGAAAAUAAACUUGAAAAAGAUAUAAUUGAUACUACUUUUGCGGUCGAACAAAGUAGCUUUGGUGUAUUAAAAUUGCAUGAGCUCAAAACUGGUGGACAAAAUAUUCAGCUCACAGAAGAUAAUAAAAAAGAAUAUGUCAAAUUAUACGUGACGUACAGAUUUAUGAGAGGAAUUGAACAACAGUUUUUGGCAUUGCAAAAAGGCUUAACUGAAGUAGUUCCUGGAACAUUGCUAAAGCCUUUUGAUGAACGCGAGAUUGAAUUAAUUAUCAGUGGUAUUGGCACCAUUGAUAUUGAAGAUUGGAAGCGUAAUACUAGGCUCAAACAUUGUGCAUCAGACAUGCCUGUGGUUAAAUGGUUUUGGGAAAUAAUUGAACAAAACUAUAGUCAAGAAAUGCGUCUCAGGCUGUUACAAUUUGUCACUGGAAGUUCUAGAGUUCCUCUUCAAGGUUUUAAGGCACUUCAAGGGUCAACUGGAGCAGCUGGGCCUCGUUUGUUUACCAUACACUUGACUGAUGUACCUACUGAUAAUCUCCCCAAAGCGCACACCUGCUUUAACCGUCUUGAUUUGCCAAAAUAUGAGAGUAAACAAAGAUUACUUGACAAACUCAGCCAAGCAGUUGAAGAGACUUGUGGUUUUACUGUUGAAUAG